UAUUUAUUUAUAUUUAUUUCAGUGACUUCUUAUUCUUCACUACUCACAAUAAUAAAAAUCAAUCAUUUGGAUCACUUUCAUCAUCUGGGAUUGAUUAAUGGAUUUCCAGAAGAAAAGACUCCAACUUUUAUGUUUUAUUGUUGCCGUUAUUCUCCUCAGUUUCACAGCUGAAAAAUGUAGACAAAUUGUUGGUGAAACCGGUUCAUCUCAGAGUGGGAAAUUCACCAUUUUCAACUGUUUUGAUGGGGGUUCAGGAACAGUAGCAUGCCUAGUAAAGGAAGGCGUGAAGUUGUAUACUUACAACAUAAGAACACUCCAUGUUGAGGUAGCAAGAAAUAAAGCAAUCGAAACAUCACUAGCCGAUGCAAUUUCACAAGGCAUGGAACCCAUAGAUGCUGCCAAAAAAGCCCAAAAAGAUGGAGCUAAAGCUGCAAAAGAAGCAACCCGAAAAGCCAAACGUAUUAUUGGGCCUAUUAUUUCUUCUGGGUGGGAUUUCUUUGAAGCCAUUUAUUAUGGAGGAACCGUUACAGAAGGGGUCUUAAGGGGGACAGGAACAUUAUUCGGAACUUAUUUUAUUGGGUACUUGGGGGAAGAAAGAUUUGGCAGAUUCGGGUAUUUGGUUGGAAGCCAGUUUGGAAGUUGGAUUGGAGGCAGGAUGGGGCUAAUGGUGUAUGAUAUUGCCAAUGGUGUUCAUUUCUUGCUUCAAUUUGGUCAAAUAGAGGAAAAUGUAGGAGAAAAGGCUGAACUUUUUCAGUUUGGCCAACCUGAAGAAUAUGCAGAACAAACUGAUUAUGUGGGUUCUGUUCUUGAAAGUAUCAAGGGUUAUGUGGGUUCAUACAUGCCCGAUACUUCUACAGAUGGUAACUCUGAAGCUGUUGAAGCUGUUGAGGAGCCUGAAGUUUAUGAGUCCCCAGCUUAUGAGAGCUACGAGUCUAAUGAAGAACUUUGAUAAGGUAAAUGCAGUUUCUAGUUUCGAUACGUACAUUUAUUGUUUGAAAUACUUGAUAAUUUGUGUAGUAAAUUUAGAAUGAUUCAUUAGACAACAUAGAUAUAAAGCUGAAUCUAGAGGCCCUUUGGUUUUAUAUAUGUAUAGAAGAUCUGGUAAUGUGAGCAUUAUAGCAAUUACGUUGGUUUUA
Messenger RNA from Erigeron canadensis, 1136 nucleotides. RefSeq lists its product as uncharacterized. The record is from RefSeq and is a predicted model, not a curated record. Bases 98 to 949 code for a protein of 283 amino acids. NCBI's taxonomy places the organism in Eukaryota, Viridiplantae, Streptophyta, Magnoliopsida, Asterales, Asteraceae. The transcript has 2 exons.